Messenger RNA from Cygnus atratus (black swan), 7709 nucleotides. Its product is annotated as A-kinase anchor protein 2-like. Gene Ontology annotation, biological process: regulation of cell shape. NCBI's taxonomy places the organism in Eukaryota, Metazoa, Chordata, Aves, Anseriformes, Anatidae. Gene Ontology annotation, cellular component: membrane. The record is from RefSeq and is a predicted model, not a curated record.
UUAUAGCCAUGCGAGCCAUCCCUGUGCUCAGCUGCUGGGAGAGUGCAUACAUGGCUUGUGUGACAGCAACAGCACACAGAAGCUGCAAUGAAAUGCAGUUAGCAAUACAGCUGGGAGGCAGGCAGCAAGGCAGGCGCUGGUCCAGCGACUGAAAUGAUCCUGCCGUGAGCCAGCCUGCAGUGCCUCCAAAAGUGGCUGGCUACUACACGAGAGCUCAGCUUUCUUCGCAAUUACUCCAGUUCCCCCGGGUGACUGCAGUGUGCGCUCUGCUUUGGUUUUGUUGGUGUUUUUUUUUUUUUUGGUUUUGUUUUGUCAGUGUGGGUUUUUGUUUUUGUUUUUGGUUUUGUUUUUUUUUCCUCCUGCCUCCCCUCUCUCUCCUCCUGUGUCCUUUUCUCCAGGAUGGCGGAAGCAGAGUUGCACAAGGAAAGGCUCCAAGCCAUAGCAGAAAAAAGGAAAAGGCAGACAGAAAUAGAAGGCAAGAGACAACAGCUUGAGGACCAGAUACUUCAGCUGCAGCAUUUCAAGUCAAAAGCUCUUCGGGAAAAAUGGCUGCUGCAGGGAAUUCCUGCUGGCUCUGCAGAAGAGGAAGAAGCCAGAAGGAGGCAGUCAGAAGAGGAUGAGCUGAAGGUGAAAAAGCUGGAAGAAAAUAUACACAGGCUGGAACAAGAAAUACAGAAAUUAGAAAGUGAGGAAUCCCAAAUAUCUGCCAAAGAACAAAUCAUUUUGGAGAAGCUAAAGGAGACUGAGAAAUCCUUUGACAACUUGCAAAAGACUUUUGCACACCAGGAUGGUGAUGCAGUAAAUUACAUUUACUCCCAGAUCCCUGAACUCCCAACCCUCUAUUCACGAACAGCAGAGACAGUUCCUGGGCGGGACGGAGCAAGCAGAGUAGCUGCUUUGUGCACCAUGGAAAUUAAUGUGGAGAAAGACAAACAGACAGGAGAGACCAAGAUUGUCUCUGCUUCACCUAUUGGCCCAGAUGAGGCCCAUCAAAGAGGAUUCAAAGUCUAUGAUGAUGGUACCAAGGUAGUCUAUGAGGUUCACUCUGGUGGCACAGUGGUAGAAAAUGGAGUACAUAAAUUAAGCUCAAAGGACGUAGAUGAACUUAUGCAAAAAGCUGGACAAUCAAGUGUAAAAGGAGGGUUUGAAACAAUGACUGUGUCAGACAGAAAUGUGGUAGCGGAUGGAAACCUUAGCCAUAUGAAGGAGCAAAUGCUCUUCAAGGAGGCAAAGCUGGAAAUGGUACACAAACCCAGCAAAGGGCAUGCUGUGAACCCUCAGCCCCAAGACAAACCCUGCGGUGGCGACGUUCCAGAGGCCAGCGCGGAUCAGCCAGUGACAAUGAUAUUCAUGGGCUACCAGAACAUCGAUGACGAAGAGGAAACGAAGAAAGUGCUGGGCUAUGAUGAAACCAUCAAAGCAGAGCUAGUUCUGAUCGACGAAGACGACGAGAAGUCAUUGCGUGAGAAGACUGUGACGGACGUCUCCACCAUGGAUGGGAACGCUGCUGAGCUGGUCUCUGGCAGGCCCCUGUCAGACACGACAGAGCCCUCCUCUCCCGAGGGGAAGGAAGAGAGCCUGCCCUUGGAAGCUGCCCCAGGUGCAAGAGGAAUGGACAUGCCGCCGAGUGACCCACAGGGACUGUGCUCCUGUGAAAGCCCUGAAGUUGAGGAAAGGGCAGGGAAAUCUUCCCAAAACCCGGAGGAUGACAUCAUUAAAAAAAACAGAGACCAAAACUGUGCCAAUUUUUUGGAGCCGGCUACUGUGCUUGCUGCAAAGGAAGAAAAAAUGGAAAUUGAAGUUCCAGUUUCUGAACAUAAAAGCAUCACCACAGUGGCUUCACCAAAUCCUGUAGACAAUCCAACCCACUUUUUUUCUCCUGCUGCCAGCCACAAUGGACUUAAGGACAGGCAUGAAUCUCUGGACAGUGAAGUUGCUAAAGAGAUCAGAUACCUAGAUGAAGUGCUGGAGGCAAACUGCUGUGAUUCUGCCACAGAUAAUACCUUUAAUGGGACAUCCUCCCCUGAACCAAGUGCUGUGACCAUUAUGGAUGGCUCAGGAGCAUCUGUUAAUGUCCCGAGUGAUUCAGUACCCAAUGAAGGGGAAGGAAAUGUAGCUGAUAAGCAGGCACCCUUGGUAGUUGAACCACAUGAAGCUAGUGUAACAGAUGAGAACCUGAACUCUAAUGGGCAUUCAUUGAAGGAAGACAUUAGGGAGAGCCUGAAGAUGCCAGGAAGUCCUACUUCUUCAAACAGUUCUAGAAGAUCUUCUAAGGAUGGAGAAGCAACUUUUACAACCCUUAAGAAAGAGGCUAAGUUUGAACUACGAGCUUUCCACGAAGACAAAAAGCCCUCUAAGCUCUUUGAAGAUGAGGAUGAGAAGGAAAAGUACAGGGUCCGCAAAGUGAGACCAUCGGAAGAGAUGAUGGAACUUGAAAAGGAAAGAAGGGAACUCAUUAAAAGCCAGGCUGUCAAGAAAAACCCCAACAUUGCCGCCAAAUGGUGGAAUCCUCCCCAGGAGAAGACCCUGGAGGAGCAACUGGAUGAGGAGCAUCUGGAAUCCCACAAGAAGUACAAGGAGCGCAAGGAGAGACAACAGCAGCAAGGUGCAACACCAACAUCCCCCAAACAGGUCAGCUGCUCCUUUGUACCACCAGAGCCAGUGAAUAUCAAGAAAGAGGAUAUUGUCACAGAGCAAAUUGAUUUCUCAGCUGCCAGAAAGCAGUUCCAGCUGAUGGAGCAUUCAGGUCCAUCUCAGGGUCAGGUCCCACCAAGGCGGUCAGGAACACCCAAGAUGUUCUCCAUCAAACCCUUCUACAAAAGUCUCAAUCCUUCACCUGUAGACAGACCGCUGUCCACUGUGACAAGACCCGUUUCGGUGUACGGGCAAAUGGGACAACUUGAGGGUAGUGAUGUCACUGUUGUCAAAGCACAGAAGGUCUCCUGUACUUCAGAGGAUGACACAAAUACUCAGAGUAACAUUGCUGACCCCAUGAGAGAUUCACCAUGUAGUGAUAGCUCCAGAGCUGGACAGGCAUCAAAACUGUGGGCAGAGGAUGGAGAGUUCAUGAGUGCAAGAGCAGUCUUCACAGUGGUGAAGGAUGACGGGCAGGGCGUGCUAGACCAGCUCCCGAAGUCAGCCAGCGCCUCCUCACCUCCUGAGGAGCUUGACUCUGGUUUGGAUGACCUGUCUGUAAGGUCUCAGGAUACCACCGUUCUGGAGACCCUUUCCAAUGACUUCAGCAUGGACAACAUCAGUGACAGUGGUGCCUCCAAUGAGACCAUGAGCGCCCUGCAGGAAAGCUCACUGGCUGAUUUCUCCCUGCCACAGACACCACAGGCCGACACUCCGGCAGAGUGCAGGGACGAAGGCAUCUCCAAAUCUUUCAGUGACCCGGGAUGUGACUCGCUCUCCUCCACUUUGGCAGACUCCAUGGUGAUCGAUGACCAGCUGGAGUACCACGCUGGCCUGCUUGUUCAAAAUGCCAUCCAACAAGCCAUAGCUGAGCAAGCAGAUAAGGCAAACUGCAAGGAAGGAAAGAUCCCAGCUGAGCAGGAGAUCUCUGUCAAAGAGCAGGCAGCCACCACGAGGCUAGCUCCAGCCUCCAAGGAGCAGCAGAACCUGAUGUUUGAGCCACCCCAGGUAUCCUCACCUGUUCAAGAAAAAAGGGACACCAUACCAAAGACAUCAAAAGAGGAAGACUCAGGACUCAGGGAAGGGAAGAGUUUGCAGCAGUCGCCUGCGUACUCUGCCACCCAGCCAUUCCUUGUGGAGGAAAACAGGCAUGAAGUCAGCUACUUCAGCAAGUAUUCAGAGGCAGCUGAGCUGAGGAGCACUGCCUCCAUCCUUGCCACACAGGAGCCUGAAGUGACCGUGGGCCCUUUCAAGUUACGGUCGAGGAAGCAGCGGACUUUGUCAAUGAUAGAAGAAGAGAUCAGAGCUGCCCAGCAGCGAGAAGAGGAGCUGAAGAGGCAGCGGCAAGGUCUGCAGGUGGCCCCCAGCCCUGUUAUGAAGAGUGCACCAGCCCUGCCCACCAGAACAGUGUCUUACAAAACCGCACCAGGAAAGAUUGAGAAAAUCAAGCCGCCUCCUUCCCCCACUGCAGAGGGCCCCAUCUCACACCCUGACCUGCCGUCUGAGGAGCCUGCAGGAGCCCAGCGGCCCAAGAACUUGAUGGAGACCCUUUUGGAGGAUUAUGAAACACACAAAACCAAGAGACGAGAGAGGAUGGAUGACAGCAGUGUCCUGGAGGCCACCAGAGUGAACCGCAGGAAGAGUGCCCUGGCGCUGCGCUGGGAAGCCGGCAUCUACGCCAACCGGGAGGAGGACGAGUAACCACGCGGCAGCACCACGAGAGCAGCUGCGAAACCAAAAACAAAACGAAAACAAAAAAAAAAAGAGAGAGAGAAAGGAGGAAAAAUGAAACAAAAAAAGCAGCAGCAUUUAAAUCCGAUAUUUAUUAAAUACACAACAAACUCGAUGAUGCACAUAGACACAGAAAUGAUCCAGCUCCCGGCAAUCUUAAAACAACAGGAAAAACGCACCCAGGAAAUGCCCCCUCUUCUCUCCCCUGUCUUCCCACUAGGAAAUAACCCCCGGGGUGGGGGGGAUACAGGGUGUGGGACCCCCCGGGACCGGUGGGAGGCCAUCCCCAUGGGCCGGAGAAGCGGCUGGAGGGGAAGGGUCGUGCAUCCCCCUGGCCAGAUUCACAGCCCCCCACUGGACCCACCUCCAGGUUCUUCUCCUCCCACAGCCGCUGCACCGAGACUGUCAGCAUCACCUCGGCGAACCCCCCCCACAAAGACACCCCCAAAACACGACGAUGUUGCCCUCUGAUGUUAUUUCUUUGAGGGGACUGAAGGGUUUGGGUUUGGGACUGGGAUUGGGGUGGGGUUUUUUUGGAGGGGGGGUUCUGCUCCCCUUAUCUAGUAAUUUAUCUGUUUAAAAGGAAAAACAAAUAAAUAAAUGGGGAAGCAGCUAUUGCAAAUGUACAAUCCACUAGGCUCAGUAAAAUACAGUCCUUGUGUUGCAAACACAAGCCAUCACAAUUAAGGAGUGGAAUAGAUGGGGAUGAGAGCUAAGCCAAAUGGAUUACCUUAGCUUUAGGAUCCUAUACGCUUGCAAUAUCACCUGAGCUCCAGGUUCUCAGAUCAUAUUUACAUAACUAAGUUUCUAAAUAGAAAAUCUGUAUUUAGCGGAUUACAACUAUUUUUUGAUGGUGGGGAGGGAAAAGAAUGGCGUAUGUGUAAAACCUAUGAAGAUGGGUAAUUUGAAGUAGAAAGGUAGUGGGAAAUGAAUACAAAUAAAGGACAUUUAAUUUUUAAAUGAGGCAAUAAUUGAACUAAGCCAGACUCUGGCCUAGGAAGAGGUAUGAAAUAAAGAAGAAAGAUGAUAGCUACGUCUUUAACUAUAUUUAUACAGCAUAAAAAGCCUUCGGAGCAGAGUGCUUUGUGGGAGUCUCCAGGUUUCCAGGCAACACAAAAGUUAAGGGGGGAAGUGAGUGAGAAAGAUUGAGCAAGGGAGAGCAGACAAAGGAAGAAAAACGUGACUUUUGCCAUUCAGCCAGUGUUUUCAGCGCUACAAGCAGACCGUCGAGCCUCUAGUCGUUGCUUAGGCUUGGGAUCAGCAGUGAAGGAUUCGUGUGCAUCUGUGUGUGCAUGGAGGCGUGGGUGUGCAGGUGUGCAUGUGGGUGUGAGGCGUGUGCGAGAAGUUGUAUGGCGGUGUGUGUGUUAUUUUCUCCAAGGCUGUUUACCAGCUAUAGGGGUGAGUGCUAUUUUUUUUUUCUGAAAGGGGAUAUAAAAACAAGGCACUGAGUUAAUGCAGUAUUUGUGAUAUUAAAAUUUGACCCAACAUGGUAUUUGCAUGAGUCACAAUUGCAAAGUACUGACCAGUUUUGUAAGCUGACAAUUAGGAAAAGAAAUGUGGUAUUUAUUCUUGUGCUUUGUAUUUGUAUGUAGUAUAGAGGCUGCGGGUUUACUCUUUUCUUUUCACGCGAGCAAUACAAUAAGAGUAUUUUACAACUGGGAACCAUAAUUUCUGGACCAGAAAUGAACAAGUUUGGGAGGUGACAGAAAAAAAGAAAAAAAAAAAAAAGACAGCUUUUUUUCUAUAUAAAAUGUUCUGUCUUUUUUAUAAACAACCAAUUAUUAUUUUGAAUUAUUUUUAAAACCAUUGCCCUCAAUGCUGGUCCUCCCUUAAGCCUCUCCUUGGUUUUAUGGCCUGCUACACUGUUUUAUCCUGAAACAGUGAGCUCAUUUCAAGUGAGUACCAAUACUGUGAACAUACUUCUGGUGCUUUUCUUAAACAAACACAGAGCUUGCAACCAAAUGAUUUUUUUCCCCCAACAAUUUCCUCCAGCAUGCUCUCUCUGUCCGUGGACACUAUAGCAUUUUGAGGCCUAUUUUCAGGGAAUUGCAGUGGAUGUGACUAUAGGCACGUGUAAACUUUGUGGAUUGUCUCCUUCAGUGCUGUUGAGCAAAAGAAAACCCUGCUGGCCUGUUUGCAGUGAGGAAGGCAGCCAGCUUGUCUCAAGGAUGCCCUAGCCUGGGUGCAGGGGGGACACCAGACGCACAUGGGGGCAGGACGACCUUGAUAGAGGCACCCACUGCCAAGUCCAGGCGACCAGCAGUGAACCAUGGUCCACAUCUGGGUGGGUUCAGCCUGGCCACGAGGCUGUAGGAAAGGCAAGCGACUGGUGCUGCAGCCCAGCAGGACCAUACGUCAUGUAGCAGCACCCACGAGCGCUACACACCUGUUCCAGGAGGAGCCCUGCCUCCCUCCACCCCCUGGGCAGAACAGGGGUGAGACUGGGGAAAAGUGUCCUGAGCAGAGGAGAUGGCCGUGUGCUCAUGGUGAGGUGGUCUUGCAUCAGACAAUGUUUCCCCUGGUGUGUGCUCCCAGGAACUUGCAUCUUUUACUUUCUUUAAUCUGGAGGUCUACCUUUCCCUCCUGCUCUUCUCACUGGAAGCCGCUGACGUUGACCGCCCAUCAUGAGGCACCUUCUCUUGCGUUGCGUUGACCCCACCUUGGUCUUUGGAGUGCAAAUCACAUUGCCCCCUGCACCGGAGGCGUGCGGCGUGUCAGUGCCGAGCAGCCAAACCUUGCAUCCAGCAGUGUUCUUCUCUUCCAGAAAUUAUGGACACUCGUCCGCAGCGCGCGUUCAGUGCUGCGACAGCGCGAGUGCUAUGCAGUUUACUUGCCUCUUUGUUAUUUCAUUUGCAUGCUACCGAGCUUAGGUGUUUAUAAGUAUACGCCAGUAAUACAUAUCUAUCUAUAUAUAACUAUAUCCAAUGCAACCAAGGAGCACUAUUGCAGAGUUAACUUUGUCUCCACAGAAGAAACACUCAGAUUCUUUCCCGUGGCAAAGACUGGUUUUAAUGAAACUGUGUAUUGAGGGAUAGUUAAGCAUUAGCGUUUGUGAUUAUAAUCAGUUUGGGGUUACAGUGCAGGUUUUCUGAGCAAUUUGUUUUAAACGCUGCUAGUUUGGGCUUCACCUUGCUCCGUAUUGACGCUGUCUGAAGGAAAAUACAGUAACAUUGAUUUGUUUGGCAACCAAAAGGUGGCAUCCUUGUCAUGACUUACCAACAAGUUUCAACAAUACCUGGCUUUCUGUAUGUUAACCACUUAAAUGUUAUCCUGCUUCUGUUUUAUAGUGACUGUGAGGCCUACAAUGCAAGUAUAUAAUUAUUUUCUCAUUAAAACAGAAACCC